Molecule: messenger RNA, 1301 nt
Organism: Musa acuminata AAA Group (dessert banana)
Lineage: Eukaryota; Viridiplantae; Streptophyta; Magnoliopsida; Zingiberales; Musaceae
Exons: 1
Coding region: 34-729 (231 amino acids)
Source: RefSeq, a predicted model, not a curated record
CCCUUCCUCCUCGACAUCGCAUCCGUUUAUUCCAUGGCUACGAGCGACGACACUUCAGGCCCGGCCGAGUGGGUGCAGCUCGGCGGCUGGCCGCACCUGCUGCCGCCGCCGUCACCGUUGGCCCCGCCAUCCGGAUGCGUGUCGGACUCGAUCGUGGUGUCAACCACGUCGAGCGCCACGGUCGACGGUCCGGCCAAGGGUGCGGCGGCCCAACAACCCGGCGUCGAGGGCCGGGUGAGCAAGCCAGUCCGGAGGCGGUCGAGGGCUUCCCGGAGGACUCCGACGACCAUGCUCAACACCAACACCGCCAACUUCCGCAGCAUGGUCCAACAAUUCACCGGCAUCCCAUCGGGGCCGUACUCGUCCGCGUGUCGACCCGGCGGCGGUCCGAUCUCCAACUUCGGUUAUAAUUUCAAUGAGCCAAUUCAUCAGACGACCUCGAUGACUCUUGGGCAGCUCCGGCAGCAGCAACAACAACAACAACAACAACAGUACCUGCAGUUGCAGAACCACCAGUCGCAGCAGCAUCAGCAGCAGCAAAACUAUCAGUCUUCUAUGUAUACUGCAAGUGGCGGCAAUAAUACCAGCAAUGAUGUUUUUCCUCGAGGGUUCAACAACCUUGGCACUAACUUGGAGGUGGGUGAUGGCUUUUUCUUGAAUGGCAUGUACAGCCAGAUGAUGGCAAGGCCAACCUCCACUAACGCCAGGGGUGAUGGAUACUUCUCUUGAUACAAGGAAAGUGAUCAGGGAUAAGAUUAAUAAUUCUGAGAGGGAGGGGGGGGGGAGGGGAGAGAGAGAGAGAGACUGUAAAUAUUAUUUCUACCUAUCGUCAUACAUGAUGUUAUGAGCAGUCAUAUGGAAUCUUUCUAGAAUGUGGUUUAUCUAUGAGAUUAAGACCUUGAUGACCUACAAUUUGGUCUCCAAGUGGGCAAACUUGUUUUUCUUUUCGCUCGCUAAAGAUGCAUGCUUGAAUGGCUUGAGUGCAGGAGACGUAAAGGUAAGAUCGGUUGGUGGUUGGAACCCCACAGAUGGCAACCCGACGCAAGGUCAAACCCACAGGUCUCCAUGUUUCACCGAAGCACACUUGUCGAUGAUGUCUUUAUGUUGCGUGUGAGUGAAGUGCAAACGAACGGUGGAUGCACGCUUUGGGCCCCUCCUCUCUCUCUCUCUCUCUCUCUCUCUCUCUUUCUCUGUGCACGAGUAUGCUUCCGGGGUUGAAUCUGCGAUGUGGAAGACCCAUUUUUUCAAACACAUGUUCUGCUUCAAGGGACGGAAGCAAAUUAAAAGUGCAAGGUUUAUGA